UGCACUUAUUUAUUAUUUCUUUAUGAUAAUUUUUAUGUGUGUAAACAUUCCAUUUCUGAUAUUCGUUGUCGGGACGUAACGAGGAAAACAGCUUCGAGCCAUAUGGGACUGACAGAAUCAACACCGUGGAGUUCUCCAGAAAACAGAGCUGAAACAUUACAACAAGAUGGAGCAGAAACAUCAUCAUUAAACGAGAAAUCAAAGAGGCAGGAACGAGAACAGGAUCCACGUUCUGUUGAAAUGAUCGUUGAGGUCAAUGCAACCCCUGAUGAGCGUGCGCAAGACCGAAAUAUUGCUGAGCACACGUUUCAUGGGGUAAAGGGUCACCUGAGACCAGAGAACAACAACAGGCCCGAAACAAAGAACAAAAAAAUGCUGCAUGCUGCAAAAAUGGUUCAACAAAUGACCAACGUUACGACAUUCCUUUCUUCGUUAAAAAAAGAGCCAGACUAUGUUUUUGUGGACAUUCCAAAGCAUCCUGACGACCGGGCAGCUGACUUAGGAUUUACCUUACAUGGUGGUACUGGUAGUCCUGUCAUUCAUGGAGAUCUAGGUAUUUUUAUCGACAAGGUGAUUCCCGGCAGCCUGGUGGACAAGAAGCUGAGUCCAGGGGAUAGAAUACUAUCAAUAAACGGACUCAAUGUCACUAAAGUACCGCUGACAUACGCACGCCAGGCAGUGAGAAAAGCUAGGGGAACGGUCAAACUUUACGUCAAGAAAGCCCCAAAAAGACAGCAAAUAAUUAACAAAGCCAUAAGGAAAGAGAACGAACAAGACGUUCCCUUGUUCAGCGACGAGCAGAUCGAAGAGUUCGAAGAUGCUUUUUCCGUUUACGACGUACAAGGCACGGGAAGAAUCAAACUAGGAGCCGUUUUUCCUCUGAUUCGUUCACUGGGAUACAAUCCUCUCGAGGCAAAAGUUUGGGUCUUUAUGAAUGAACUGGACUUAACAGCAAACCGGAAAUUGAAGUUUGAAGAAUUUGUAAGACUAAUGGAGGCCUUAAUAAUUGAUGAAAACGAAAACGAAGAACCCUCGCUUGAUUCAAUCCGGGUAUUUGACCCAGAAGAACUCGGCUUCGUCAGCUCCGAAGAUCUGAAGAUUGCUCUGAAAAGCAUGCCAGGAAGUGCUUACAUGAGUGACUUCGAGCUACGAGAUAUUCUUCAAAAAGCUGAUCCUGACAAAGAUGGAAAGAUAGAUAUUCAAGAUUUUCAACGUCUUUUGGAACCGUCGGUGAGACUAAAAUAGCUGAAGAAAAAUCCUGGUCUAGGUUCUUGUUAUAACUAUUGUGAUUUCAAAAUAUAAACUGUGAAAUGAAACUUAAAGAAUGUUAAAAAUGCCAUCCUCUUCAGUGAAGAUCUCAAGGGACCAUCUCAAAGCCGAGGCCAAAGAGAACUGGUGCAUAAAAUGGAACGGUAACAAUGAAAUAUAAACCUCAGACUUCAUAAUUCUUAGGCCUUUCACAUAUAAACUAUAAGGAUGCGAACAACGAGAUGUUAUUAUUUUUCUGUCUGGAGUUACGCCUUUUGUUUGUUAACUCUUUCAACUUGUCCUUAUAUUAUGUCUUACUGACUCUUCUAUCGUUUAUUGAAUCACAGAGGUUUACACAUAAGCAAAAUAUGUCUUUUUUAUUAACCUACGGUUCCCUGCAAAACGGUUGAAAAGGAAUUCUUAGUCCUCAAAAUUUGUUGGUGGGCAUGUACCCUAGACUCCUCGAACGAUUUGCGUCCUCGACACUCGAUUAUCUCUCUAAUCGGUUCCCAAUCGGCGAAAAUGCACGCAACAACCCUGUCCGUAGUCAAAAAUUGUUAAAUUAGGAGUAGCCCAGAAUCUGAUAGCGUCUCUUGUAGCUGCAGUGUGCAAAUCUGUCAGGCGUUCCCACCAACCGUGAGGCUCGUCCGCGAGGAGAAUUGUACGAGUAAACACACGGCGCAAACGGUGAUGAAUGAAAAGUAACACUAUCAUUAAAAUUCUUAAGCGAGUCAAGUGACAGCUCAUGUUUGUAAAGUAGGUAAAAUAUGUGUAAAAUCGUUGUCUGAAAAACUGAUAUCGAUAGUUCAGAAGGAGAAGAUUAAACCGUGUGGUGAAGGAACAAUUUCAAGGCUUAUCUCAAAAGAGCGAACACAAAAUUACAACGAAUGACAC
Molecule: messenger RNA, 2142 nt
Organism: Pocillopora verrucosa
Lineage: Eukaryota; Metazoa; Cnidaria; Anthozoa; Scleractinia; Pocilloporidae
Source: RefSeq, a predicted model, not a curated record